Messenger RNA from Stegodyphus dumicola, 2252 nucleotides. RefSeq lists its product as uncharacterized. The record is from RefSeq and is a predicted model, not a curated record. NCBI's taxonomy places the organism in Eukaryota, Metazoa, Arthropoda, Arachnida, Araneae, Eresidae.
UGACGUCAUCACACAAACCUCUGUGCAGCGGGCAUCCGUUCUCCGAGAAUCUUCCCCCAGCGCGAUCCUCCGCAUCACCGACCACAAACAACUCUUGACGACUUCGACCGCCUGCUAUCCUCUGGACAUGGGACUGUGCCGCGAAAGAUCGUGACCCCGCAGAAGACCGCGAUGAGCAAGAUCCGCAGGAAACGGACGAGGCAGUGGACCGCCCUCGAGGACGGGAUGGUGGCAGUGGAACCCCGCCCCACCCCCCCGCGACCCUGAGGAUACUUCGAUGGUGUCCCCCACCAGCAUGUUGUUGUUCCUUGGAGGCGCUCACACCUUGGAAAAGGGCGAGGAAUACUAAUAAAACACACUCUUUGUUCGGCUCAUUCUUCGAAUCACAGUUUAUCUGGUGAUCAUGAUCAGCGCCAUGCCUGCAGUGGCCGUCCGCCGGGAGCGGAAGAAGCAACGAGCGGCGGCGGCAGCGGCGGCUGCCAAUGCCAACGGCUCCAGGAGUCGACAAGGCAGCCUCUCGUCCCUCCCAUCUCCCUCCACGAGAUCCUCCAGCCUGUUGUCCUCGCCCAUGUCCCAACCGGGGAACUACUACAACUACUUCAGCAGCCAACGGCCCCAGCAGCGACCAUCUUCCUCGGCUUCAUCCACGCCUUCGGCACCUGUGCCCACAGCACCCACGCCGACGACGCCAGCCGUGGCCACGGCACCCCCGUCUCGGAGGCCCAGCGCCAGCGUCUCCACCAUCUCCAGCGCGGCCAGUAACUACGUCAGCGCCCUCCACAGGGUGCGCGAACGGCAGCUGGAGACGCAGCGCGAGCGGGCGCGGUUUCUUGUCUACACGGGAUCCGUUCUCCUCGCCAGUGGCGCCACGCUAGUCAUUAUAGGGUUGGCGUCCCGAGCCACUGCCGCCCAAACCGUCGGUCUCCUUUUUCUGUGCCUGGGCUCGGCCUUUUGCCUAGCGCGCGUGUUCUGUUUGGUGCCCCGAGAAGAGUUGCCGCUGGUCAAACGAGCCAGGACUGUGUCCGGCCAGUCUAUCUAUGUGCCAUCAUCUUCAGCGCAUCAGAGCGCUGCAACCACCCCGGGAACGGACGAUUCUUCUACAACAUCCUCCUAUUAUUUCUCCGCGGUGCCCUUACAUCGCGUGCAACCGCAAUCACAACAGCCGCAGCAGCAGCUCCCCCUGUCGCCGGAGACGCCGCCGAGUACUGCUGCCCCACCGCCGCUGCAACCACCCCCACCGGUGGUGCCUGGGGUGCACGGGGCGGUGGGCAGCCACAGGAGCAACCCUUCUAGCAUCUUGACGCCGAUGAGUCUUAACAGCAUUCCCGAAAUGCAAGUCUUGAUCACCGACGAUAGUCAACGAUACUAAAUACUUGAUUCUCUCUAAUGGUGGAAGCCCAUAACAGAGAAAGAACAGACCCGCGCUCGGAUGGUCAAGUUGCCCAACCCCAAUUGGAUGCCAUCCUGCCCAACCCCAAUCGAAUGUCUAGUUGUCCCACUCAAAUCAUUCUUAAGUCGAUCCACAACAAGAUCUUCAAUUAAAGAUCAGCCUUCAAAAUCCUUUCUCGGGUCGCAUGCCAUUUUUCCGGCCCCUGCAUGUACACCACAGAAUCCUUCGAAGCAAGGAUUCUAUUCAACCCGUUUUAGGAGCAAUCUAAAGAUCGUGUUCCUUGAGGUAGUGCGUACUUCACCAAGGCAACCUAAUAAUGCCAGUCAAACGCAGCGAUGGCGAACCUUUUCACAUUGGAAUGUCAAAAAUUCAAAAAUGUCUAAUUUUUAUCUGCUAACCUGAAAGAAAAAGUCACAAUUGUUUUCUUAUUUAUAUGUUAAAAAAUACAGUUGCAUCAUCUAUGAUACUAUGUAUUAUAUCUGCAUAUAAUGUAAAUGUAAAACAAAAUUCUUUUUAACACUGGAACGUGCAAAUUGAACUGAAAUCAAUCUGUCGGGAAAAGUUAUCGUGUUAUCUUGAAUAUCAUUAUUUCGUGCCAGUACUCACGUAUGCAUCAGAGGUUCGCCAUCACUGCUUUAAUGAACCCUGCAUACUUAAACCCAAAGUCUUCCAUCGAAAGGCUUAAGAUUCACUAAACGGUUUAGGAUAUAUCAGAAGUGGCCAACUAAUCGGCGUUAUCAGGUCAACAAAUCAUUUAAUAUUUCAAGGUUAACACAAAUUAUUAGUAUUGUCUUUAUUCCAUUAAAUGCGUCAACCAUUAUUGGUAAGCAGUACCUCUGGAGCAGGAAUACCAAUGACUCAC